Messenger RNA from Coccomyxa subellipsoidea C-169, 1332 nucleotides. RefSeq lists its product as hypothetical. Bases 1 to 1332 code for a protein of 443 amino acids. The transcript has 12 exons. Lineage: Eukaryota; Viridiplantae; Chlorophyta; Trebouxiophyceae; Coccomyxaceae. The record is from RefSeq and is a predicted model, not a curated record.
AUGCUCGCUGCGGCUGCCGUCUCGCACUUCGUGGAUGAGGUGGUCAUGAUUGACAAAGAUGCCGCUUUGAGCGGCUCUGGCAGCGAAAAAAAUCUCCGUGAGGAAUUUUCCGCCUCGUCAGCCAAGUUGGUAGAGCGAGCAAAGAUGCGCAAGGGGGUGCCGCAGUACAUCCAACCCCAUGGCCUGCUCUGCAGAGCUGCGCAUUCUGUGGAGCUGCUUCUGCCCGGGUGGCAGCAGCUUGCCAAAGACUUGGGCAGGAUGGAGUCCAGCCCGGGGCGAUGGAAGACGUGGUACAGGGGUGCAUGGACGCACCACCCAGUGGACAACACUGGGCUCUUUACCCUCAUGGGCUCGCGCGCACUCAUCGAGGAGAGCAUCCGCGCGCGGCUGACGGCGCUGCGGCCAAACGUGCACAUUCAUGGCGGCUGCUGGGCGGCUGCCCCGCUGUGGAGCACCGACGGCAGCUGCCUGGAAGGGGUGGUGACUAAGGCCGGGCAGGAGUACCGGGCGGAUUUGGUGAUUGACGCGGCCGGCCGCCGUUCGCCGGUGCCGGGGUGGCUGGAGGGCGGGGGUUACGCCCCUCCCCCAGAGGUGGAGGUGGACCCCCAUGUCACCUACUCCUCCCGCUUAUAUAGGCUGCCCCCCCAGCACAAGCUGAGCAAGGACUGGGAUGUGAUAUACAUUCGCCCCACAGCGCCCAUCACUCGAGGCGGCCUGCUGCAGAAAAUAGAGAACGGAGCAGUUUUGGGUUGUGUGUGGGGAUACAGCGGGGAUCACCCACCACAGGACGAACAAGGCUUCCUCGAUUUUAUCGCCUCCCUGGAAGUCAAGGACAUGUAUGAGGCUGUCAAGGAUGCAGAGCCCCUGACAAAACCGGUGGCAUACUCUGGCAUGACUAAUCUGAGGCGCCUCUACGAAGACAUCCCCAUGCCUGGCCGCCUGGCCGUCGUGUACGGUCAGGGCAUCUGCGUGGCUGCUGUCGAGGCAGAGACCAUGCAGAAAUUGCUGCAGGAGAAGGCAGGGGAUUUGGGCAAGGUUACAGCAGCUGAUCUGGGCUCAUUGGCCUCUCAGUACCAGGCGCUGGCCAAGCACAUUGUGGACUUCCCCUUCUCAGCCACGACGGGAGAGAGGCCCAAGAAGGGACCAAUGGAGAAGCUGAUGGGCAGCUACCUGGAAGAUCUCAUGAAGCUGUCAAUCCGGGACCUGGCCGUCUUCAAGUCCGUCCAGGAGGUGCUGCAGCUGAUGACUACGCCUGACUCACUGGUCCGGCCGGAGCUGAUCGCCAAAGUGCUGCGUAUGCAUGUCAUGAGACAGCUGUCUGCACAGCCCUGA